GCAACUUUUCUGAAUGUUGUACGGUGCAGCAAACUAUACUGCCGUUUAUAAUUCUACGUGGUGGCAAUGGCAGUGUUCGAGAGCUGUGCUGUGGUUUUAGAACUCAAGCAUUUGCCUUACAAAGAGAAGAAGAGGUUCACUUUGGCCAUAACAGAUAAUGGAGGAAGUGUGUGCUACGUUGUCAACAAACAGUGCACUUUUGUAGUCGCAAGCAGCUGGGACGAUUUGAGCAGCAGCCGUCAGCGUAGCGUAAAGAAGCACCAAAUCCCGGUCGUAGGGCUGCAGUAUGUGUGGGACUGUCUAGAGAAAAGAGUCCGCCUGCCUGUGGAGGGGCACGCUCUGGUUCCCGUAACGCCUCCACCCAGCUCUACUCUUCUGUGGUCAGAUUUCACUGUGCCUAAGCCAUCUGAAGAAGCAUGGAAGUCCAGAGGUCAGCCUCUACCCCCGAGCUCUGCUGCUCAGAGACGCAAAGCGGAGGAUCCAGCCAAGGAUGACAACUCCCUGGCUAAAAUCAGAGUCUACACUGAAAAUGACCUUUGCGUGCCAGAAUUUCCCAGAAAUUUUCAAGUGGCCAGGUACUCAGUAUUGGAAAAGGUUAAUCCCAGGACAGGGUCAGUUUUGGAACUGCAGAGUGCCAAAGGAGAAACAGGACAGAUGUAUCGUGUAGUGUGUGUUAUUGUGCCUGACUGGAAAGAGGCCGUGGUGCGGGAUAAGUUAGUGCACUGCAGUAAGUCUGAGGAGGCUCUGGACGUGUAUCUGAUGAUACAGAAAGAGCUGCAGAGUAAGAACUUCGUGGAGAGGGACACUCUUCCUCCAGAGGCCAAGAACCUGGGCUCCCAGAGCCUACAACAGCUUCUGCUGGAGGAGAAGCUCAGCUGUAGCACGCUGUCACAGGAAGUGGGCGCUUUCGUGGAGCUCGUCUGGACAGAGGCCAUCGGUUGCCUCGGAAACAUUCUCACAGUUCCCUUCAGCAGCAUCAGUCUUAAUGACGUGAGCAGAGCAGAAGGACUGCUGCUCCAGGCUCAGAGGAGUAAAGACGAAGCGGAGAUUCAGACCCUGUUCGAGGAGGUCAACAGUCUGCUGCCUCACAGAAUGCCCGAACACCCUGUCAAAGCCAAGCUUGUUUCACAGAAACUAGACCUCUGUCAGUUAAUCAGAGAUAUGUUGAACGUGAGUGAGACGACCAUGAGAAGCGUAUUUCCUUCUUGUUUGGGAAAAUACCGUGCUCUUAGAUGCAGCAUCGACAGCGUUCCUGCAGGCAGUCCGGAAUUUCACUCUGUCCAGCUGUUACUACAGGACAGGCCCAUCCAGAUUAUGCAGGUUUUUUCUGUGAGAAGAGGGGUGGAGCUACAGAUGUUUAGGGAGGAGCUUGGGAAUAUCAGGCCCCUCCUUCAUUCAACCAGUUCUAGCAGCUUUGUGGGAAUACUUUCUCGGGGACUGUUGCUUCCUAGAGUUGGAGUUGAGCAACAUGGGAUUGAAAGGACAGACAUAGGCUUCCUGGGAUCUGGCAUCUACUUUAGUGACUCUCUCAGCACCAGUGUGAAGUACUCUAAACCCAGUGUCACCGAUGGCUCGCGUCUUCUGCUGGUAUGCGAGGUGGCUCUGGGUCGCUGCAGGGACCUUCAGAAGAAAGAUACCACGCUGACCUCUGCCCCCAAAGGCUACCACAGUGUGCACGGAGUUCGCCGCUCCCCAAAAGUUCACUCUGAAUUUGAGGACGAUGAGUACGUGGUGUAUAGCCCGGACCAGGUCAAGAUUAAGUAUGUGGUCCAAUACACGCUGGAGGGAGAUCAGAUGAAGACGUUUCAGCCACACAUUGACAUGUCUUUGGAGCUGACGGAGCCUGCUGUGACCUCUGAUACUUUGUCCAGCGAAGACAGUGAUGGGUUAGGGCUCACUAAGAACCCACUGGAGACCGUGACUGCUGGUCUACUCAACAGCAGCGGUGAGACCCUCCCCUUGCAGGCUGUCCAUGUGAGGAGCAAGCUGAUGGACCUGCUCUGUCAGGUCAUCAUUUUCCAGACAUACACCAAUAACAGUGCCUCACCCAUUGAGGCCAAAUACGUGUUCCCAUUGGAGGAGACAGCAGCGGUGUGUGGUUUUGAAGCCUUUAUUAAUGGAAAGCAUGUUGUUGGAAAGGUGAAAGAGAAGGAGCAGGCCCGUAAGGAGUAUAAACAGGCCAUACAACAAGGCCACGGAGCCUAUCUGAUGGACCAAGAUGCCCCUGAUGUCUUCACCAUCAGUGUAGGAAACCUGCCUCCUGGUGCCACCGUCUUGAUCAAAGUGACCUUUAUCACAGAGUUGGUUGUGAAGUCCGGCUCGAUUCUCUUCUCCCUGCCUGGCAGUGUGGCACCGUGGGAAAAGAGUUCAGCCCUGAAUCAGAGAACUCAGACGACAGUGGAGAAGGUGUGUGUGGAUGAGCUGACACCCGAGGGGGAAUUCUCUCUGUGCAUGUCCGUUGAGAUGCCAUACGAGAUCACCGACCUGACCUGUGUCACACACCGUGUCAAAAUAAAGAGGACAGACUGUAAAGCAGUGGUCAGCACUCUGCCAGGGGAGACUCUAGGCUCAGACGGCUUCCAGCUCUCCUUUGGUCUGUCCCAGAUCCACAUGCCCAGGAUGUGGGUUGAGAAUCAUCCAGAGAAAGAUAGUCAGGCAUGCAUGUUGGUAUUCUACCCAGACUUUGAGACUAGCAGUGUGACUGGCUCUGAUUCUCUGUCUGCUGUUAGCAAUGUGAUCAUUCUGCUGGACACCUCUGAGUCAAUGCGGGGAGAAGCCAUGCUGAAUAGCCGAAGAAUUGCCCUGCAAGUUCUGAAAAGCCUGGACCGCUCUGUAAAGAUCAACGUAGUGUCCUUUGGCACAGAUUACAAGGAGGCCUUCCCCUCCCAAUGUGUGCUUGAGGAUGUCCAGGAACAAGCCAAGAAAUUCAUCAUGACUUCUCCUCCUGUUGGCGGCAGCACUGAGUUAUGGAGAACCUUGCGUAGCUUGAGUCUCCUGCCUCCGUCGCGAGGAGUUAGGAACCUGCUGUUGCUUUCUGACGGUCACGUUCAGAACCAGGCUGUGACCCUGCAGCUCGUACGGGACAACGUACCCCACACACGUCUUUUUACCUGCGGACUCAGUUCAACGGCCAAUCGGCAUAUGCUGCGAACCCUGGCUCAGGUUGGGGGCGGAGCUUACGAAUUUUUCGAUACGAAGACGAAGCACACUUGGACAGGGAAGGUGUCCUCCCAAGUCCAGCGUAUGGUAUCUCCAGGCUGUAGCUCGGUUUGUGUGAAGUGGCAGCAGUUUAACCCCACAGCUCCGUCUCCUCUCCAGGCUCCUGCUCAGCUCCAGGCCCUCUUCAGUAACUGCCACGCCUUAAUUUACGGCUUUGUGCCCCACUGCACGCAGGCGACGCUGCUUGGUAAUCUCAGUGGACAGGAGAUUAAGACUAUGGUUUCAACCACGGAGCUGCAGAAGACCAGAGGCACGUUCCUUCACAAGCUCACCGCAAGAGCCAUCAUCAGAGACUAUGAGGAUGGCAACCUGGAUAUCAGUGAGGCAGAGCAUGAGGAGAAGAAAGCAGAGCUGAAGUCUUACAUCAUUCAACUCAGUAAAGAGUUCUCGGUCCUCUCCCAGUUCACCAGCUUUGUAGCCAUCGAAGAGAGGGACCAAAAGCAACAAGAUUCUGGAUUCACAGACAUUCCGAAACUGAUUGCCAAGGAGGAUGUUGAUUUUCUGCCUUACAUGGACUGGCAGGAAGAGAGCUUUGAGGAAUUGUUUGAAUUCGGCCUUGGUGAUACGAUUUCAUUGUCCUGGUCUGAUCAUCUAGCUAUUGAUGGCUUAGAGUUGGAAGAAGAUGAAGACUUUUCAAUGCCUCUUUCCUUUCUUGAAAUGCAUGAGUCAUCUGAUGGGGAUUUUGGUGAGCCUAUGGCUGUCCAGGAUAUUAUUCAGGGGGGUCCUCUCAGUGAAGAUGAAAUUAUAGGAGCUUGUGCCUUAUCAAUGCCCCUUUCCCGUACUGUUCCUGGUCCUCCUCCACGUCCGCCCGCUUCUUCCAUGCCCUCUCCUCGUACUGGUAGUGGUUUUGUGCCUCUUCCUCCUCCUCCUCCUCCACCUCCUCUUCAUCCUACUUUGAUAUGUGAUUCUCUUUCUUCACCUCCUCCUUUCAUGUUUGGUUCUCUUCCUCCUCCUCAUCUGACAUCUUAUGCUUCUUCCCUUGGUUCUCAGUCUUCCUGCUCUUUAGAUUAUGAGCCUCCUGCUUUUUUGCCCAUAAAAGGUCUCCCUCCUGUCAGAGGUUCUGCUUCUCCUCCUCUGCCUUCCAGGCGCUUGUCUGCUCUUUCUUCCGAUUUGGGUUACGCUUCUCCUUCUCUGCCUUCCAGGCGCUUGUCUGCUCUUUCUUCUGGUUUUGCUUCUGCUCCUCCUCCUCUGCCUCUCAUGGGCUUGUGUGCUCCUCCUCCUACUCCUCCUCCCAUGUGCUUGUCUGCUCCUUCUUCCGGUUUUGCUUCUGCUCCUCCUCCUCUGCCUCCCAUGCGCUUGUCUGCUCCUCCUCCUCCUCCCGUGCGCUUGUCUGCUCCUUCUUUUGCUUUUGGUUCUGCUCCUCCUCCUCUGCCUCCCAUGCACUUGUCUGCUCCUCCUCCUCCUCCUCCUCCUCCCAUGCGCUUGUCUGCUCCUUCUUCCGGUUUUGCUUCUGCUCUUCCUCCUCUGCCUCCCAUGCAUUUGUCUGCUCCUUCUCCUCCUCCUCCUCCCAUGCACUUGUCUGCUCCUUCUUACAGUUUUGCUUCUGCUCCCCCUCCUCUGCCUCCCAAACGCUUGUCUGCUCCUUCUUUCAGUUUCGGUUCUGCUCCUCAUCAUCACCUUUUUGGUUCAAUAAAAGGCAAAGUAUCAAGAGCUCGUAAACCUCGCUCUGAACGUGAGGACAUUCAGACUAUUCACAACAAAGCUCAGUGUUUAUCAGUAAAUUCUGAAGAAUUCGACCGUGGUUUAAUAAAAAGUGACCGUGACCGUGACCGCCACCGUGCAGACAUGGUUGUACCCAUGGAUCUAUCCAGGAGAAAAGCAGGCGUAGUAACCAUCGGCGCAAGUUAUCCUCAGAUUUCUGAGCAAAAAGGUUUCAGACGUCCCACUCAGCAGAUGGAGGUGGGGAAGCUUUUUGACCUCCAACACCAGGAUGGAUAUUGGGAAUGUACCGGACAACUGAGAGGAUUUCUUGGCCUGGAUAUUGAACUCUUUGCUAAUGUUUUCCUGAAGGAGAGAGGCAUCUGUUCAUUGGGUCUAAAGGCCCAUGCUGACAUUCUGAGGCUACUGGCCACUUUGCUGGUCCUGCAGCUGCUGAGGGUAAUGGAAGUGCCUGAAGGAAAGCUUCUCCAAUCCCUCUUCCGCCUGAAGGAACUCCCCCAGGCCAAGUAAGCUUGCCUGUCAUCAGUGCGUUGGGAGGCUAUGAAGAGAGCUGUGAAAUGGGCGUGUUGGGCAGACAGACAGUACCCCUGUGUCUGUAGUAGGCUGGAAUUUGGCGUGGACUGGGAGUCUUCCACUCGCCAGCUCCUGGGCUUCGAUGCACUGCCUUCUGUCUCUCCGCUCAUUCCCGUUUUGAAGAGGACCGAAGAAUUACUGGUCGCGUAAGACGGGCAACGUGAUAGCCGUUUCGCGUCUUGU
This is a messenger RNA of Chanos chanos (milkfish), 5634 nucleotides long. RefSeq names its product poly (ADP-ribose) polymerase family, member 4 (gene parp4). Gene Ontology annotation, molecular function: NAD+ poly-ADP-ribosyltransferase activity. The record is from RefSeq and is a predicted model, not a curated record. NCBI's taxonomy places the organism in Eukaryota, Metazoa, Chordata, Actinopteri, Gonorynchiformes, Chanidae. Gene Ontology annotation, cellular component: cytoplasm. The transcript has 37 exons.